Centruroides sculpturatus (bark scorpion) is the source of this 2887-nucleotide messenger RNA. RefSeq lists its product as uncharacterized. The record is from RefSeq and is a predicted model, not a curated record. Bases 1398 to 2615 code for a protein of 405 amino acids. NCBI's taxonomy places the organism in Eukaryota, Metazoa, Arthropoda, Arachnida, Scorpiones, Buthidae. The transcript has 3 exons.
UAUUGUUAAUAUAAUGAACGUGGGCUUCUAUUCUUAUUGUAAUACUUAUUUUAGCUCUAAUAUUAACUGCAGAAUAUUGUCUUAAUUCUGUGUCAUAAGUAAAUCGGAGACUACAGAAUUAUCAAGCCAACAAAUCAUUUUAAGAAUGGAACAUAAUAAUAAUAAAGGUUACAGUUAUUUGGAUGGAUUCGUUGAUAAUAUGCAAUUCGAAUUUUGUAAUCGAGUAGCAGAAAUAAAUAAUGAAAUAGGACGAAUACAAGGACAAGUCGUUUAUAGAGAAAGAGAAUUAAAUCUAACUUCACCAAUUUGUACAAAUCAUAAUAUAACUUCUCAAAAUCAAGACAGUAACGCUGAGAUAAAGUCUAAUUUUAUUGACACAGAUACAAUCAAUAAGAAGAUAAUCCUCCUUGAAAAUAAUAGUAAUGGAAUUUAUCUAAAUCUAAGGCUUGAUAUUAGCCAAUACGAUCCUAAAGGAAUUUUAAUAAAUCCCAUUAAUAAUCAAAUAAAAAACACGAAGACAAAAUAAAACUUUAAUUCAUUCUCGCUUGGAAAUUGUUAAAAAUGGCGGUUUGAAACACUCAUUCUACUACGUCACAAGAUCGGUUGUGACGUCAAGUUCAGGCCUGAUAGAUAUUUAGGUGGCCAUGGUUCAGCCCUCCACAAUGGGAGCGACCGAGUGAUAGAGCACGGAGCCAUAUAUAUAAGCAGGGCCAACGAGAGCUUGUAUGGAGUCCAGGGAAGAGCGGUCCACUUUUGCCCAAUAGCAGGUCACUUUUGCUUAUUUUCGAACAAAUAAAAAGCGUUGAAUUUUUUGACAGUAACAUUAAUUUAUAGGUUUUUUUUAGCUCCACUAAAAGGGCCUCUUUUAGCAAGCCCAUUAUGGAUUCGGCCAGGACCACAAUGGGGCGCCCGGGUGGUCGAUUUAUAGGGGUAGGAAUCACCAUCUGCCACUAAGUUUCCUCCAUGUCCAAGGAAAAUUUUCAGCUUUUCGCCCACUUACCGCCAACAAAGAUUCCUGGGUUCUCUGGAGCCGUAAUCUGAUGUUUUAACCAUCUCGAUCAUUCAAUUGUCUUUUUUUUUAUGUUUAUAGUAGAAACGAAAAAUAAUUAUUUUCAUAAUUUGACAUUUUCGUUAAUUUAUUUCAGUGUUAUUAUAUUUAUAUAGGUUACAUCAUAUAUUAUUCGUAUUGAUUAGAUCUAAUGCAUAAUAAGAAUUUCAAUUGACGAAUUUUGAUUCUCUAGAGAACAGAACUAAUCAUUUCGUAUUAAUAUUAAUCGGACUAUUAUAAAGGCAGACUACAAUCAAUACAGACAACUGUAUUUUUCGAAAACUUCCAAAUUAUAUUGCUUUCUACGAUAACACAGAUUUAACCAUAUCCAGCAAAAGAAAAUAUUCUAAUGAAAACUAGUCUGAUGAGGAUGAAUUCAGGUCAACAUAAUCGAAGAAGAAUAUUACCUUCUAGAUCAACAGAUGAUUUCACACGUCUUCAAAAACAGAUAUGGCCACUUAGUUUGUUUCUCAAAUUCUACGGUAUCAACAUCUAUCAAACAAAAUUCUCUAUUUACGGUUGUUUUAUUAUUAUUAUUUUGUUUUCCCAACUCGUAUACGCACUCGCUAACACUGUUAUAUACGGUAAAUUACAAGGUUCGUACAUGUUUUGCUUUCGAUUUCUUCAAUUUGUCGCACCGAAUAUCAUCCUCAACGUCUCCUACCACCAUUUAAGACGAAAUCGCGGAAACAUCGUCGCCAUUUUAAAAUCAUUUCAGAACGAAGACCGUUAUCCAUUCAUUCGUUUAAAGCUUUUAUUCAUUUGUUUCUUUCUAUGUUUCUUCGGAGGAUUACACAUUUACGCUUUUAAGCGUGUUAAAUCACUUAUCACUCCCCAAGGCUUCUUUAAAUUCUUUAUAUUAAAUAUAAAUAUUACAGAAUGGGAAAUAUCAGAUUUCUGGCAGAAUAUUAUUAUUGAUUUCCUUUUUAACGCAGAUAUUUGGUUGUUACUUAUUCCUCGAAUUGUAAUAUCUUUAUGCUACGUCACGCUUUGUUACCUUCUUGGGAAUUCGUUUGAAAAAUUCAAUGAAGAACUGAAAGAAAAUAUGCAACACUCCUCGACGGAUGUUGAAGUAUUUUAUCAAAGAUAUUUAAAUAUUUGCAAAAUUACACAAAGUGUAGAUGGAAUCUAUUGCCGGAUGGUAUUUCUGUGGUUCGCAUUUCUUGUAAUGGAAUUAACUUACGAUUUUUUUAAUUUAGUGACGUCGUUUGGCCAAGAACAACAAAGACCCAUCUAUUUACAAUUGAUAAUAAUAGCAAUUUUGCAUUUACUUAAAUUCUUCUCAAUAUCUAUACCAGCAGGGAGCAUUCGGACUGUUUCACAAUCGCUCAUAUUUGAAGUGUGCAGAAAGUCGCAUCUUGAAGGUGUUGCUGGAAAUUUACGAAAACAGAGAAUUUAUCAUAAUUUAGCUGUUUGUAUGCAUCGUAAUUUCGCUUGUUUGACUGGAUGGAAAGCUUUUAACAUUACAGGAUCUCUUAUAUUGACUACUUUAAGUCUAAUUUCGUCGAUUAUUAUAAUACUUACUCAAUUCCAGCAAACUUUGCACAAAUUGAUAAAGAAUGUAUAAAUUAACUGAGAAUAUUUUUACAUUUUCAUAAACUUUUUUCUCACUUGCAACGAUCUGAAUAUGAGAAUUUGCACAGAAAUUUUAGGCACAAAUAUCUUUGAACGAGAUUUAUCAAGAUGAAUAUUUUUAUGUACAGUGUGUGUAUUGUAAUCAGUAGCUACUUCGUUUUUAAGCAUACAAUCUUUAUUAAUUGAUUUAUUUACACAAUUAAUUAAUACAAAGAUUCACAUAAACAUGCAGUAACUUAAGACAAUCGUAUUCAAAGCCAUCAA